GUCCACCAGAGGCUGUAGGAGGACUGUGUAAGAGUUAGAUCAGCCACACCAGGACACGAUCAAGUGCGGUUGCUGAGUCAGUGGCAGGGCAGAAGAACACAGGAGUGCAUCUUUACUUUGAUCUUGGGUUAAUAAAUAAAAAUGGCAAGAAAUCUUCUAAAAAACCCAAAUGGAGAUGAGGGAAUGGAUUUUUGGGAGAUGACUGAAAAUGGGGGCAGUGGGUGGCAAGUAGAGGACAUGCCUGGAGACUGUGGCUACAAUUUUGUUGACGAGACUAUAUCCAAAUACUUCGCCACAUCUUUUGAGCUGUGUCUUAAAACACAGGAGAUUGACCUUGUGACCGAAGGUUAUGACCCUGAAGUCUUGGACACUCAUCCAGCUACAGUUACAGUGCAGGACUGGUACUCUGGUCGAACCGACUCAGGCUGUGUUUACCAGAUGAAAGUGAAUCUGCUUGAUGAGAACAGAGAAAUUUUGGAGGUGUUUAGUCCUGUGGAGGUGUUCCUUAACCCAGACAUUGAUGACUGCUCAUGGAGACAGGUUACCAACACAGUGACUGUAAACCCGGGCCUGCGCUACAUCACCUUCGAGCAUGGUGGCAAAGACAACAAAUACUGGGAAGGCUGGUUUGGAGUGAGAGUGACCGGAAGCUCUGUUACUGUAGAUAUUUAAAAUAAGCUCAGAGGAUGGAAGCGAAUGCAACUGCUUUAAUACUAAUGCUGCAUAGCUGAUAGUUAGGCCAUCAUGUGACACCAACCUGAGCUGGUUAGAUGAGUGAUAUUAGACACCUGAAUUGAAGAGAGAUGCUAUUUAAAGGCUAAUGACUUGCGAGAAUACUGUUGUAACACAGACAGUUUGAGAAGCUUCUAAAAUUGAAGGCAUAUUUCUUAGUCUAGCAUGUGUGCAUCUACUAACGGCUACCUCUUAACACAAUGCUUCAGAUUUUAUAUUUACUACUGUACAAAUCUUAAACCUGGAACCCUUAACAAGUUAUAUCAUGUAUAAUAAAGUACUACAAGCAAAAAUAA
Messenger RNA from Trichomycterus rosablanca, 1028 nucleotides. RefSeq names its product F-box protein 2 (gene fbxo2). Lineage: Eukaryota; Metazoa; Chordata; Actinopteri; Siluriformes; Trichomycteridae. Gene Ontology annotation, cellular component: cytoplasm; SCF ubiquitin ligase complex. The coding region runs from base 142 to 672 and encodes 176 amino acids. The record is from RefSeq and is a predicted model, not a curated record. The transcript has 6 exons. Gene Ontology annotation, biological process: SCF-dependent proteasomal ubiquitin-dependent protein catabolic process; glycoprotein catabolic process. Gene Ontology annotation, molecular function: ubiquitin protein ligase activity.